AUGCUUGAAGGUGAUUCUACAGUCAGAUACUACAGAGUGGCUGUAGUGAGUCUGGGGCUGCUGUGUGUUCUGCUGACGGCCAUCAUUAUAUUAGGGGCCAUCAAAGGAACUGCGGAGAGAAAGCAGCUACAAGAUGAAAAACAGCUACAGCAAUUCAUUAACAACAACCUGACCCAGGAACAAGACCAACUGCAUGCAACAAUCAACAACCUGACCCAAGAGAUCGACAAGUUGGGCAAAAUGAACAACAUCUUGACCAAGGAAAAAGUCAAGGGUACCAUGUUGAUAUUAUUUAAUUCUGAAGUGAAGUGGACAUGGACUGAAGAAGUGUCCUUUUUCUGUGACCACACACUCAACAACUGUACAUUUAACAGUUUCUUGAUUAUUACAGGUGUCAUGGAUACACAUUUUGGUUCCAGCCGAUACUACAUUCCCUGUGAUGAGCGAAAUUGGGCAGACAGCCAACAGCACUGCGUGGAUCUAGGGGGUCAUCUGGUGAUCAUUGACAGUCAGGAGGAACAAGAGUUCAUCAUCUCACAACUAAACAUAAAGAGAGCCUGGAUUGGUCUCAGUGACGUGGAGACUGAGAAAGUCUGGAAAUGGGUAGAUGGCACACCUCUGAGUGAAUCUGGAUUCUGGAUGAAGGGUGAACCAAAUGACCAGGGUGGUGGUGAGGACUGUGUGGAGAUAAUAUACCACGACAACCCUCUAAAAACCUGGAAUGAUGAUGUCUGCAGCGAAGCCAAGCGUUUCAUCUGUGAAAUAUAGCCGAAUCUCACAUUAAAUAUCUCUGUUGAUUUUUUUUGUUGUUCUUUCACAAUGUUUAUAAUUAGUCUUGUAUCCUGAGUUGUCUAUUAUUAUGUAUGCAUGCUUGUGUCUUUUGGUAAAAAGCCUAGCAGUUUAAUGCAGCAGA
Engraulis encrasicolus (European anchovy) is the source of this 913-nucleotide messenger RNA. Its product is annotated as CD209 antigen-like protein E. The record is from RefSeq and is a predicted model, not a curated record. The transcript has 4 exons. Gene Ontology annotation, molecular function: signaling receptor activity. Bases 1 to 768 code for a protein of 255 amino acids. Lineage: Eukaryota; Metazoa; Chordata; Actinopteri; Clupeiformes; Engraulidae.